Messenger RNA from Oncorhynchus keta (chum salmon), 3046 nucleotides. It is a transcript of the gene gtf3c3, whose product is annotated as general transcription factor IIIC, polypeptide 3. Gene Ontology annotation, cellular component: transcription factor TFIIIC complex. Gene Ontology annotation, molecular function: protein binding. Bases 140 to 3019 code for a protein of 959 amino acids. The transcript is spliced from 20 exons. Lineage: Eukaryota; Metazoa; Chordata; Actinopteri; Salmoniformes; Salmonidae. Gene Ontology annotation, biological process: transcription by RNA polymerase III. The record is from RefSeq and is a predicted model, not a curated record.
ACUUCUGUCGUUUAGAAAUUACGUCAUUAACAGUCGCCGGUGCCACUCGUGUUGUCAAAAUGAAAUGUUUACAAUGAGAAUUAUCAUCAUUGUUUUACGUGUUUUUAAACACCAUAAAUCGUUUUAGUUAGUCGAUGAGAUGUCGGCGUUCAGCUCAGAGCUCAUUGACUACCUGGAGGGAAGAAUUUCAUUCGAGGAGUUUGAAAUACGGAGAGAGGAAAGAAAAGCUAAAUUGAAGGUAUCGAACGAAGGACGUUCAGAGGAAGAUGAAGAGAUUGGACCAGAUGACACUCUCCCCAGCACUUCCCACGGCCGCAGUCCGAGAAAAUGUUCUAAAAAACGGCCCGCAGCGGAUCCAGAGGAAGGCGUCAGCCCCUCUGUCCAGAAGGCCUUUGCCUCUAUGAUGGAGGAGGGAACAGAGACUGAACAGACUGAGGAAGAGGAGGAGGAGGAGGAUGAAGACAACGAUGACGAUUAUGAAGAAGAGGAAGAGGAGGAUUCAGAGGAGGAGAGGAAGGUUGAAGCUAAGGGAGAUGAGGAAGGGCCCUCAGCUGGGGAUGUCUUUGCUCUGGAAAUGGAGCUUAACCGAGAGAACAAGAAGAUGAUGAAGGAGAGACGUAACCGCAGCAAGCUGCCCCGGGCCCUAAGGGGCCUCAUGGGAGAAGCCAACAUCCGUUACGCCCGCGGAGACAAGGAGGACGCCGUCCUGAUGUGUAUGGAGAUCAUCAGACAGGCCCCGCUGGCCUACGAGCCCUUCUCCACCCUGGCUAUGAUCUAUGAAGACCAGGGGGACAUGGAGAAGUCUCUACAGUUUGGCCUGAUCGCUGCUCAUCUCAACCCCAGCGACUGUGAGGAGUGGGUCAAGCUGGCCGACAUGUCUCUGGAGCAGGACAACAUCAGGCAGGCCAUCAUCUGCUACACCAAAGCCAUUAAGUAUGACCCCAGUAAUGUGCGCUACCUAUGGGAACGUUGCAGCCUAUAUGAGCAGGUGGGGGAACACAAGCAGUCCAUGGACGGGUACCGUCGUAUCCUCAACCUACUGCCCCCUACUGACGGGGAGCACUUCAUGCAGCUGUCACGAGACAUGGCCAAAAGCUACUAUGAGAGUAGUGACCUGCCAUCAGCCAUGGGGGUCAUGGAGGAGGCCCUGAGGAGACACCCAGAGCUGGUGACAGACGAGAGCAUCAACAUGGCUGCUGAGCUCUACAUCGCCAACCACCAACACGACAAGGCCCUUCAGGUUCUAGUCCAGUUCUGCGGGAUCGUCCUGGAGAGAGGAGAACCUAAGCCAGACCUUGCAGAGGAGGAGAAGAUGGAAUCAGAGGAGAACCCAGAGGAGCAGAAGAAGAUGGAAGAGGAGGAGAACCCAGAGGAGCAGAAGAAGAUGGAAGAGGAGGAGAACCCAGAGGAGCAGAAGAAGAUGGAAGAGGAGGAGAACCCAGAGGAGGAGAAGGAGAUGAAAACAGCGACAACCGAUGAGACUGGAGGGGAGGUUAGAGAGGUGGUAGUUCCAGACCAUGUACCAGUGGACAUCAGAGUGAAACUCAUGGUCUGUCUGAUCCACCAGCAUGUUUACAGACCUCUGGAUUCCAUGUUGACGUCUCUGAUGGAGCAGAGCCCAGAGGAGCUGGGGGAUCUGUACCUGGAUGUGGCUGAGGCCUUCCUGGACCAGGGAGAGUACAACUCAGCCCUGCCUCUCCUCUCUGCCCUGGUCUGCUCUGAGAGAUACAACCUGGCUGUUGUCUGGCUCCGACACGCUGAGUGUCUGAAGGCGCUGGGCCACAUGGAGGUAGCAGUGAAGAGUUACAACAGGGUAGUACAGAUGGCUCCUCUUCACCUGGAGGCCAGGCUGUGUCUCUCUACUCUGCAGCAGCAGCUGGGUCGACCUCUCUGUGCCCUCAAGGCCCUGGAGCCCAUGUACGACCCAGACACACUGGCACAGGACGCCUCCGCAGCACAGCAGGAGUUGAAGCUGCUGCUACACCGCUCUACUCUCCUGCGUUCCCAAGGCCGACUGGAUGACUACCUGGAUACCAUGCUGACCAUGCUGGCUAUGCUGCUGAAGGUGGCUAUGACGCGGGCCCAGGUGUGUGUCAAAGCCAGCAUGUGGGCGGGGGUCAGACACCUGCGUCUGGUCAAGGUGUCUAAGGACCUGGUGUCUGACAUCCACGACCAGGAGGCAGCCUACCAGGACAUCAGUGGUAAGACCAGUGUGUUGUCUCGUGAGGACUGGUGGUUACUGUUGGUGAGGUGUGUGUGUACGCUGUGUGAGAUGAAGCGUUUUAAAGAGGCAGAGCUGCUGGUAGACUCUUCUCUGGAGUUCUACUCCUUCUAUGACGUCAAGGUGAAGAGGAAAGAGCUGGAGUUCUUUGGUCUGUCGGCUGCUUUCCUGGACCAUAACUACCGCAAGGCCUACGAUUACAUCAGACUGACGCUGAUGGAGAAGCAGGAGUGGCCCAUGCUGUGGAAUGUAUUCAACCAGGUGACCCUUCACUCCCAGGACGUGCGUCAUCAUCGGUUCUGUCUGCGUCUGAUGAUGAAGAACCCAGACAACCACGCCCUGUGUGUUCUCAGUGGACACAACGCACUGGUGUCUGGCAGCUUCAAACACGCACUCGGUCAGUAUGUUCAGGCGUUCAGGUCUAAGCCAGAUGAACCUCUGUACAGUCUGUGUGUUGGCCUCACCUUCUUCCACAUGGCGUCUCAGAAGUUUGUGGUUAAACGCCACCCGCUGAUACUGCAGGGAUUCUCAUUCCUGUGGCGUUACGUGGAGCAGCGUGGGCCCUGCCAGGAGAGCAUGUACAACCUGGGACGGGCCCUGCAGCAGAUGGGCCUGGCACACCUCGCCAUUCACUAUUACCACAAGGCUCUCAGCUUCCCUCCUCUUACACUAGAGGGUAUUGCGGAUGACCAGGUAGACCUGCGUAGAGAGAUAGCCUUCAACCUGUCAAUCAUCUACCAGGCCAGUGGAAACACUGAGAUGGUACGACACCUCAUCAACACAUACUGCACUGUAUAAUGACCUAUCAGGUCCUCUAUACUGAUC